Molecule: messenger RNA, 1781 nt
Organism: Filobasidium floriforme
Lineage: Eukaryota; Fungi; Basidiomycota; Tremellomycetes; Filobasidiales; Filobasidiaceae
Product: splicing factor, Prp19-binding domain-containing protein
Exons: 7
Coding region: 55-1638 (527 amino acids)
Biological process (GO): mRNA splicing, via spliceosome
Cellular component (GO): U2-type spliceosomal complex
Molecular function (GO): RNA binding
Source: RefSeq, a predicted model, not a curated record
UAUCACCUCUCCUAUCUAGUAGAAAUUCCCGAAGGUUCCUCAAUAUCUUGAGAUAUGGCGCCUAGACCGACCCCCUUGGUUCCAAAACCGCAAGCUCUGCGAUACCGCCGUGGAAAACUACCCAACGGCGCGCCCAUCCCCGAUUCUGACGAAUCCUCUUCAGAGGAAGAAGAGGAAGAUGAUCAGCCUCAGGGACGUAAUCAAGCUCAAAGAGGGGGAAGAGGAGGGAACGUAGAUCCUGGCCUGGUAGUCGGUGGUGCGGGGCGGGUGAUACCACAGGGUCAGGGAAAGGUCGUACCCAGGAACAUCCAGGUCGCAUUACGGGAUGUCGAGGUGCAAGGUGACGGAGCGGUGUUGAUCGGCGGGAAGAGGGAGGUCAGUAGGGUAGAAGAAGAGGAGUCAUCAGAAGAAGAAUCCUCAGAGGAAGAACCCCCUGCUCGACCUACCUUCCGCAAACCCGGCGCAGCUGCCGUCCCGGCACCACCAGCGGCGGGAGAAGAAUCCGAGUACGAGACGGACUCUGAGGAAGAGGAAUCGGAGGAGGAGGAGAAACCGAAGAUCAUGGUCCGACCUACCUUCGUACCCAAACGAGCCCGGGAGACAGUGACAGCCCGAGAGAUUCAGGAGCAAAAAGAAGCCGAGGAGGUCAGGCGGAAAGAGGAAGAGUUCCUUCAGAGGAAGAAGGAGAGUAGGGAUUUGUUGGGCGAGACGAUCAAGCGGGAGAUGGCAGCUAAGGAAGUCAACGAGAACGCCCCCGAUGUGGACGAUACGGACGACCUGGAUCCUUCUGCCGAAUUCGAUGCCUGGCGACUACGAGAGCUCUCUCGACUCGCCCGUGAUAAAGAAUCCCGCCUGCUCAAAGAAUCGGAACGAGCCGAGAUCGAGCGCCGUCGAGCUCUUCCUGAAGCUCAAAGAGUACGGGAGGACGAAGAGUACGCGAGAAAGACGAGAGAGCUCAAGAUGCAGGAGAGGGAAGAGAGAGGAUUCAUGGACAAGUUCUAUCACAAGGGGGCGUUCCAUCAGGAUGAUGAGAUUUUGAAGAGACGGGUCAGUGGCAAGACCGAGUCGGCGGUGGAUGUCAACCUUUUGCCCAAGAUCAUGCAGGUCAAGAACUUCGGCAAGGCAUCACGAUCAAAGUACACCCACCUGAAAGAUCAGGACACGACGCAAGAAGGGUGGGACCGUGCGCUCCGUCGCGGGCCCGGCGGACCUUCUGGGGCUGCACAAGGCGAAGGCUGUUUCAACUGUGGAGGGCCGCAUCUGAAAAGAGACUGCCCAAACAAUCAGCCAGGUGGGGAACAACGUACGGGAGCCAACGCUUCUGGAGUGAGAGGCGGUGGAGAUUCCGGUUAUGGCGGCCGAGCGCCUCUUCCGCCUCCUCGUACCGACUACCGGGACAGACCUAGGGACGAUCAAGGCCAGGGAAGGAGAUAUGAGGAUGACCGGAGAGAGUUUGGUGGGCGGUCGAGAGAUGAAGGGAGAGGUGGACGGUAUGACGAUCGCGAUCGCGACAGAGAUAGGGACAGAGACCGCGAGAGGAAUGGUGGGCGGGAGCGGUACGACGAACGGAGAGGAGGGAGGGAAACGAGUAGAUCUCCGGCCAGGUAUAGGGAUGAGCAGCGAGAUCGACGGCGGUGAUAAUGAUAAGUGUACCUGGAUUUUGAUGAAUACAUCGUUGGUGGUUGGAGAUGCCAUGAACCGUUCUUGGCAUAAAGGGAAUUGCUUUGUUUGGUAACUCAUUCGAUCGCCUUUGAGAGUAUCUCCCAUCUGUGCAGGUCAGC